This is a messenger RNA of Raphanus sativus (radish), 4102 nucleotides long. RefSeq lists its product as uncharacterized. Bases 1856 to 3199 code for a protein of 447 amino acids. Gene Ontology annotation, biological process: DNA replication; DNA repair; DNA recombination. Gene Ontology annotation, cellular component: nucleus. Lineage: Eukaryota; Viridiplantae; Streptophyta; Magnoliopsida; Brassicales; Brassicaceae. Gene Ontology annotation, molecular function: DNA binding. The record is from RefSeq and is a predicted model, not a curated record. The transcript is spliced from 10 exons.
GCUUGUUUGAGGGGACAUUUUUUAUUUGUCAUGACGCGGUGGACUUCACGCUCUUGACUUCCGGUGAAGACCUAGCGUGGCACACUUGGUCAAUGGAAUAUAAGUUAGGCUGCUACAAGAGGUAUACCAGUAUCACGUGUUUUACGUGAAGUAGGAAAAGUCCAAAAUUUUAGAAUUCCUUUGUCGACACUAAAUAAAAAAAACUCAUAUUAGUUGAGUCUGCUCGAUCCGUAUUUCACAAUAAAGAUUCGGAAACUGGCGUAAGUUGGAAAAACUUUGUAUAUUUAUAAUAAUAUCACAUCCCAUGUGAAAAAGUGAAAAUUAUAAGUGCUACAUUAAUAUAUCAUAAAACUUUACAGUAAGUUAUACUCAAAUUGCAAUAUAAAUAUAAGACUGAAGUAAUUUAAUUAAGUUAUUAAUUCCAUUGAGUCUGACCUUAAGAAGAAAUGAUUAGUCCACUUGGCGGAUACGCUUCAUUAGCAUAUCGUAACAACAAUUUAAAUCUAUUCAUGACCUAUGCACCGAGAUCAUUUGUUAAUAUAUAUGUUAUUUAUUGUCGCACCUUAAACAAAUAUUUCACUAAACGUAUUUUCUUAUUAUUAAUUUACACUUUAUGUGCAAAUGCAAUCAUGAGCUAUGGCCUAUGUGUGUUCAUGUUUCGUUUUUUUUUUGUAAACACUGUACCGCUAACUUGAGACCCAUUCAAUCUAAACAUAUAUGUUUGUUGGAGUGGAUACGACAGAUAAUAAUAGACAACUUUGAUUAAAGACUUCGAGUAUUACCAAAAAAAAACACUUCGGUUAUUUAUCAAUCUAUUUUACAUUUUCGUUUAAUAGUUAAUUUUAAUGAAAUGUCUCAUUAACUAAAGACUAAUCUGUUUAAAACUACCAGUAAACAAUUAGGAAACCUCUUUAAAUAAAAAUUUGUCACCAAAAAUAUUUGUGAUGAAGUGAAUGGUGAUCAACUGAUCAACAUGUAUCACCGGUUAGCUUUGGAACACCAGAACAACAGAUUUUUGCCAAUCUAAACCAUUAAAACUGAAGUACAAAAAUGAAUUACCCCAGACUUUUCCACAAUAAUUACUAAACUAUGCCACUGCCUUAAACUAUGUCGUUUUGUUAAAAAUCGCCACCUAUAAUUACCAAAAACUGUGUCGUUUCUUUUAUGACUUGCGUACUAAGUGAUUUCGACACCCACACCUAAUCAUUUAUUACCCACGGACCGAGAUCAACAAUACGAUCUUAUCACCAUAUAUUUUUGGGAUUUCAAAAUCAUAACUAAUUAAUUAUUACUCUCCUUAACAAAAUUAUCUUCCUAUAUUCUCGCUAUUCAUAUAUUCUUGCUAAUCAAGCAUAAUAUCUAACUAUUAAAAACCUACAUUCCUAAAGAGUCGUGAAUAGUUAAUAAAAUAAUCAUUUUUAGGAAGAUAAUUAUAUAUGUAUAUUCGGUUUUAAUGAUAACAUCACAACUAAAAAUAUCUUUCUAAAAUUUUCUCGCGUUAACCCUACUUUCUCAUCGCUAACUAUAUAUACAUCUUUCCCUACACCUACAAACAAUAUCGUUCAAAGCUGAAACCUCCCAAAAAUGUCGAUCAUGACUACUUUUGUUCCUCUCACGAAACUCAGGCCGUUUAAAGAUAACUGGCGAGUCCAAGUUAAAUGCCUUCAUUCAUGGAGAUCCAUCACACCUUAUUCAGAUACUUUUGAAUUGGUUUUAGCAGAUGAAUGGGUAAACUAUCUUAGUCGACCUUUUUAGACUUAUAUUUUAAAGAGUUUUUAUCCUUUACCAAUAUACUAAUAUAACUUUGUUCAUUUCUUAGGGAAACAAAAUCCAAGCAACUUGCAAAAAGACACUCAUGUCCCGUGUUCAACGUAAUAUACCUAUUGGAAAAUGGGUGGUUAUUGAAAAAGUUCAUAUGACAACAGCUGGUGGCCAGUAUAAAACAACACACCAUCCAUACAAGAUGAAUAUCUCAGAUGAGACUGUUGUUAGAGGUUCUGAUUUAUCUGAUGAUCGUAUUUUUCUUAAUCUUUCCGACUAUUCUCAAAUUGGAAAUGACCCUAAAGAGCUAUCCUUCCUCAUAGAUGUGAUGGGGAAAAUUCAUGACCUUGGUGAUGUUCUAACCGUCAGAGCACAAGGAGAAGACAGAAAGAGGGUUCAAUUUCGCUUAAUGGACACACGAGGAAACAGUCUUGUGUGUUGUCUAUGGGGUACUUAUGCUGAGCAAAUUGAAGCUUUUCGCGAUGAACACCAAGAUCGAUCUAUUGUUGCUUUGAUUAGGUUUGCUAAAAUCAAUUUCUUUAGAGGAGAGGUUCAAAUUACUAAUGCAUUUGGUGCAUCACUUCUGUACCUCAAUCCAACUCUUCCAGAAGUUUUAGAGUUGUCAGAAAGGUUGUCAGAUGAUCAACUACAGCUUGCCCUGCCUGAUAAUGGAAAAAAGGAUGGUAAACGCAUCAAAUAUGAUUGGAAUGAUGCUGAGGUCAAACCGAUUUCGGAAGUUCUUUCAGCAAAUCAGGUGGAGAUUUGUAAAAUCAUAUGCAGUGUUGAAGCAAUCGACACUGACUGGACAUGGUUUUAUUUUGGCUGUAACCGCCAUCAGAAACGUGCCAAUAAACUACCCAAGAUUGAUUAUGAAAAUCUGAGAAGAGGUGAUAAACCAAUGUUUCAUUGUGAACUUUGUAAUGCCAAUAUCACUAACGUGUUACCAAAAUUCAAACUACAUCUGGUAGUUAAAGAUAACACAGACACUUGCAAUGUAAUGUUACUAGGAUCUGUUGCAAAGUCCAUCAUUGGACAUAAAGCUGAGGACUUGUGGGAUGGUUCUUAUGCAGAGAUUGAAGAUCCAGAGAUACUUCCUGCGCCUAUUCAAGAUUUGGUGGGGAAGUCAUUCUGUUUUGGGCUAUCUAUAACUUCUGAUAACGUCACAAAUGGAUCAGGAAACUAUAUUGUCUUAGAGGUUUGUUCUGGAGAUAAAGUGUUAAGUAUUGAAACUGUCUCAGAGGCUAUUUCUGAUAUAGGAACAACUUCUUCUACCAUGUCAUCUGCUCCUUGCAUGCUGUUGGAUACAAACUCAUCAGAAGAUCCUAAAACUCCCUUUUCUAAGCGCAAGGACGAGAAGGAUGAUCUACCCGACAUAACAUCAUCCUCGAAGAAAAUGUGCACUAAAUUGAUCAAGGAGGAAAAGCAUAAAUCAGAUUAAUUAGAUAAUAUUCUAUUCAGUUCCUUCCCUUUUAUGAUGAGUUAUUGCUUCAGUUUUUGAUGUUUUUGCUACUUUGUUUUGAUUUUGUUACUUUGGUUUUUUUCUCCAUUGCUUUGUUUUGGUUUUUAUUUUCAUAAUAAGACCUACAUUUAAUAUUUUGAUGUAUUGCAACUUUGGUGUGUUUCUGUCUUAUUUUAUAUUGAAUUUUUUCACAUGUUUAAGAUAAUUUAUGUAUUUUAAAGGAGUUGCAACUUUGGUUUGUUUCCAUUGCUAGCAGACAUAUAUUUGAAUAAACGUAGUAUAACUUAACAACAUCCUAAUUCCCAGUAUAAGCCAACACACCUAACUAACCAUGGAAACAUCCUAAUUGUCUAAACCAGGCACUUAAUUCAAUCUAGCCUAAAAUAUACGUUAUGGAAAAGAUAACAUACCCGUGUUGAUUAAAAAUAGCCGAAUAUAUUGCAGAAGUUGGUCGUAGACUGGUCCUUAAGACAACCUUCUCAUCCAUCUCUUUGAUUAUAUUAAAUUCUGUGUUUGCUUAUUCAGCGUAAAAUAUAAAAAUGAGAAAAAAUUGUAUUAGUUUUUCAAAUAAGGUAUGAAUCAAUAAAUUAUAUCGAUAAAUAAUGGAAACUGUAUCACAAAAACCUAGAUUUCAGCAAUAAUCACAACCAUUUCACUAUAUUUAAGGUAACUAUAUAUUUUUCCUCAAUAAAUUUUUUUCCCUAAAUCAAAAGAUUAGAGAUUACCUGGUAAUCUGUCAUUUUUUUCGCCACAUAUCUCCUUCUUCUCCUUAUUGCUCAACGUUUUCUUCUGCAUCAUUGUCUAAGAUGUCUAAACGGAAAAAAAUUGACGACGGAAUAAGCAUUGGCACUCCCACCAUCUCCACAACACCGAUCAGAGAAU